This is a messenger RNA of Aspergillus chevalieri, 1524 nucleotides long. RefSeq names its product glucan 1,3-beta-glucosidase 3 (gene EXG3). Gene Ontology annotation, molecular function: glucan endo-1,6-beta-glucosidase activity. The coding region runs from base 1 to 1524 and encodes 507 amino acids. Gene Ontology annotation, biological process: glucan catabolic process. NCBI's taxonomy places the organism in Eukaryota, Fungi, Ascomycota, Eurotiomycetes, Eurotiales, Aspergillaceae. Gene Ontology annotation, cellular component: extracellular region; cell surface. The record is from RefSeq and is a predicted model, not a curated record. The transcript is spliced from 2 exons.
AUGAUAGUUGCACCCCCAUCGCCCCAAGACAUCCUCCUCUACCGCUACCAGCACGCUACAAACCUAGGCUCCGUCUUCGUGCUAGAACGAUGGCUCCGUAGCAGCAUGUACGACGACGACACGCCCGGCUCCAGUGAAAUAGAAGCCAUAAAACGAUCCAUACAAGUCCGCGGCCUGUACGAAACUCGCGCAAAAUGGGAAACCCUCUGGCUAACAGCCCUAUCCGAUGACGACCUGCACUGGCUCAAGCACACCGCGCGGUGCAACUCCAUCCGUCUCCCGAUAGGUUACUUCACACUUGGCCCUGCGUUUUGUAUUGGUACAGAUUUUGACGGCGAGCCGGGACAGGUCUACCUGAACUGCUGGAACACUGUCAAGCAUCUAAUUGAGAAAUGCUACACACACGGCAUCGGGGUACUAAUCGACUUCCACGCCGUUCCUGGAGGUGCGAAUAGCGAAAGCCAUAGCGGGACUGAUACUGGGAGGGCUGACUUCUGGAGAAACGAGCACUACCGCACUCUAGCAAGAGAUUGCAUCGCAUUCGUCAUUCAAGAAGUCAAGUUCCACGCUCUCCACGGCGUUAUCGGCAUUGAACUAUGCAAUGAAGCAGCCUGGGAUCCACCAGGGAUGCACGAAUGGUACGAUGAGGUCAUUGAAGUCGCUAGUGCUAUCGAUUCAUCUAUACCGAUCUACAUCAGUGAUGCGUGGAAUCUCUCCGCUGCGCUGCAGUACGCCAUGGGCAAAAACAAUACCACCCUACCCUUUGACAGAAGCCCUGUUAUCGUGGAUACGCACAAGUACUACUGUUUCACCGAAGACGACAGAAACAUGCACCCAAACGCGAUUCGCGAGCGUGUUGCUAAUGAACUGGCUGAACUGGCUGAACGGCAGGGCAAUGUCUUCGACCGUAAAUCAGCAGUCGAAGUGUAUAUCGGAGAGUAUAGCUGCGCUAUGGACCAGCAUACAUUUGACCAUGCUGACCCCUCGCAACGGCCUGAGUUGACGGUUGCAUUUGGAAAUGAGCAGAGCCGGACGUGGUCGUCCAAAGCAUCGGGCUCCGCCUUUUGGACCUUCAAAAUGGACUGGAUGGAUGGUGGGGAUUGGGGGUUCAAGGAACAGGUUAAUACGGGCGCGAUCCCGGCGCCUCCGUGGCUGGCCCUUUCGCGAGACGAAGUGCACGCGAGGCUAAGGCAAGCUGAUAUUCAAAGAACUGAUCGCCAUGAAGAAGCCUAUUCUCAACACAUCGGAUACUGGGACUCCGUGGCCCCGGGUGUACACUUCGAACAUGACCGCUAUUCUCGCGGGUGGGAUCUCGGAUACGCGGAUGCAGGGUGGUAUUUUGGUGCGUUGGUCAACGGCAUAAUCCCCGGCCAACGCGAGGGAGGGGAGAAAAUCGGUGCCCUUGACCUCUGGGUUCGGAAGAGGAUCACCGAAACGAACGAGGUUAAUCAGGACAUGGGCUGGGAGUGGGAGCAUGGGUUUCGGAAGGGUAUUAACGAUUUUUACUCUGUUGUUGGGGUUUAG